CUCGCCAUGACGAAGAUCGCCGACCUACCCUUUGAGCUGCUUCUAGACAACCUCUUGCCUAUCCUCCCUCUCCGUGACCUUCUUCAUCUCACGUCCACCAACAAGCUCUUUGCUUCACUCUGUAACGACGAGUUGCUUUGGAAAAGAAAACUACAGGAGGACUUUAACUUCUCAGAUGAACGUACUGCACGAGACCAUGGAUGGAAAUUCAUUUACAGAGGGAUGAGCUAUCCCAAAACUUUCGUCUGGGGACAGUCUGCAAAUGGUAGGCUUGGCCAGAAGAUUGGUGACAUCGCAAGGGUGGGCGAUGCUCCGAUGCCCUGCCAGUUACGGAUGGCUCCAGGGGUCAGUAUUGUCAACCUUGCUGCCGCUGGCAUGUCGUUCUUUGCCUUGGACUCGCGAGGAUCAGUGCAUGUAUGGGGCACACUCGAUGGGACAUCAUCAGCCCUGCAGAGAGACGGUUUCUCCGAGCCGCGAAAGACCUCUCCCACCCCCUUAAAGCUAGAUAUGCCGGCGCCCACACGGAUUAUCAGUACUGGAAGAUUACAUGCAACUACUUUGGACGGGAAUGGUGACGUAUGGGCGUUUCUCUCUUGGGGGAGACCAUUCAAGCUUGUUGCCUCUUCGCUGGAUCACCCCUUCAACUUAUCCACCCCGCUGCGUGUUGAAUCUGGAUGGACAUUCUCAUCAGUCCUGACGGCCUCUGGGGACGUGUUUGUGUGGUGGCCAUUCUCAGAAGAGAUUGAGGCAACAGUGACCCAGCAAGAAUUGAUAUUAGCCGAAUCUGACGAUAAGGUACAUGCCACGGCCGACCAGACCAUUCCGUGCACAACAUGGACUCUGCAGAAAGACCCAUUCCAACUCCCUCCACUGCCGAGCGAUCUUCCACGCCGAGAAACCUCACCUAUAAGUUUGAUCAAGAUUGCUGCUUUGGAGCAAAGUCUUAUCGGUUUAACUAACCACGGCCAUGUUCUCAAAUUCGAGCUGACAAGUGAGGAAAACGUUCAGUCUGAAACAUGGAAAUACCUGCCGUUCUUCUGUGAAACUGAGCGGAUUAAACAGAAGUUUGGGGAACAGAGUCUCGAACAUCCACAAGAAGUCCGGAUAACUCAUAUUACUGCGCAAUUCCAAACCUUCGUCGCAUACUCGACAGGUUCUAGCUCGGUCGUUCUCAUGGGCUACAGUUCCACAGCUCCUGACGAGGCACCAAUGAUACUUCCAGCUCUACAGAACAACAACAUCAUAUCUGUGGUUCUCGGGGACUACCACUAUGGAGCUCUAACUUCCACAGGCAAGCUGCUGACCUGGGGUGGAUUUUCUCGCGGUGCUUUGGGCCUCGGCGAUCCGACGAAGAUUGAGGUUGGCCAGCCCGGAGGAUACAGAACAGAAAGGGACAGGCUCACCGCUCAGACUAACGGAGGCCCGUACCCUCCUGCAGCCACUGAGCCAACCGAGGUCAGAUUCGACCACGGGUACAAGCGGAAAAGAGAUAUGUUCUGCUUCGCGGUCACGGCGGCGGGAUGGCACAUGGGCGCGCUCGUUAUAGACAUGGAGCAUCGUAGGGAAGCUGAGGACGAUAGUGACGAAGGUGUCAGUAUGCCUGGGGGAUUCCCAUCUGACCGUGGACAAUCAGACAUUCCGACAAACUAUCCCGCCGAACCUGGAACGUGGGGACAUGGUUUCAACCCCGUUGGCGGGACUCCGUUCCGCGUCGGUUUUGCGGGGAGAGGACUUCGAGGUGGUCAUCGGGGACUCACCAUUCGAGGCAUGCAAAGCAGAGGUCGAGGAGGGCCAUUGCCGUAGAAGUCGCCUAAAGGUGUAUCAGACACAAUGUAUCUGUGGCACUCGGAAGCCGUGCAUACCCUCACAGCAGGGCAGCUUUGAGACUUUCUUAUAAGCCACCCACGGUUCAGCAAUAGAAGAGCU
Molecule: messenger RNA, 1926 nt
Organism: Coniophora puteana RWD-64-598 SS2
Lineage: Eukaryota; Fungi; Basidiomycota; Agaricomycetes; Boletales; Coniophoraceae
Product: RCC1 BLIP-II
Exons: 8
Coding region: 7-1803 (598 amino acids)
Cellular component (GO): cytoplasm
Molecular function (GO): protein binding; guanyl-nucleotide exchange factor activity
Source: RefSeq, a predicted model, not a curated record